CAAAUCUAUUGUUUUUUAAUUUGGGCCCAAUAUGUAUCUUUACACUUCUCAUCCCAGCCCGCACAGAAACAUCGUCUUCCUCGAUUCACCGAAAUCAAUUUGCUGAAAUCUGCGCCAAUUAUCUCUUGCUAAUAUCAAAUCUCUCUUUCGAUCUACUUGACCAAGCAUCAAUUCGAGAAUUGAAUUCAUGUUCCAAAUGCAAACAAUUGUCACUUGUGAGGUAUUUGCACUAUUUCAUCUGACUUUGAGAAGAGGCUUGGUUAGCAGAAAAGGAUAUGGCACGCACAAGACAGAGGAAGAAAGUUCGUGUUGCUGCUGAAUCUACUUCUAGAGAGGUGGUUUUGAACAACAAAAUGCCGAAUAACAAGAAAAAAGGUGGCAAAGCCACCAAAUCUAAACAAAUAGUGUCUAACAAAAAACCAUUGGAAGACGAGAGAAAAGGUGGAAUUGCUGUGGGAUCUACUUCAGUAUCAGUAGUUUCUGAUGAGAAGGCUCCCAGGGCUCUUGAGCCCAAUCCUCAGAUUGCAGGCAAAUGUCCAAUUCCAAAUUCUGCCCCAGGCGAAGAAGCAAAAACCAUUUCAGAGGUUCAAGCCAUAAAAGGCAAUAAAAGGAAGAGAACAAAUGAAGGAGUAGAAGAAAAUAAUAGUAAUAAAAAAGAUGGAACAAAUGAUGCAAGUUCACCUCAUGGGAAAGAGAAAAGGGGUAUUUUAAAUGAGAAAAAUGAAGAUGAGAAGCCCGGGAAAAAUCUUGGUGGACUGAUUUUUAUGUGUAAUACCAAAACUAAACCAGAUUGUUUCCGUUACCAUGUGAUGGGUAUCUCAGCAAGCCGGAAAGAGUUUGUAAUGGGCAUAAAGCCUGGUCUUAAGCUUUUCCUCUAUGAUUUUGAUCUCAAGCUCCUGUAUGGAAUCUAUGAAGCAUCUUCUUCUGGUGGCAUGAAACUUGAACCAGCUGCAUUUGGGGGGGCCUUCCCUGCUCAGGUCCGCUUCGCUGUUCAUAGGGAUUGCCUUCCGCUGCCUGAGAAUAUAUUUAAGAAAGCAAUCAAAGACAAUUAUGAUGAAAGGACUCGCAAGUUCAAGACAGAGUUAACCUCGUCCCAAGUAAAGCACCUGUCAAGUUUAUUCCAGCCAACCCCAAAGUUGCAUUCAAAUGGUAAGUCUUUGGUUCGGGGAUCGGAAUUUGUGCAUGUUCCUGCUCCAGCACCAAAAGUCUUGCCAACAGCAAUUUUGCACACUGAGGAGAACUUCAGACAUCAUGGCAGUAUUAAACCAGGAGAAGACAUUAUCUGGGUUGAUAAAGAGAGGAAAUUCUCUGAGCACCAUGUCUCUUCCACUGAUGUUCCUUCACAGGGUCCACUUUUUCUCACAGAGCAAGAAUACAGAAAUUAUGGUCUUCGACAGGGAAGUGAUCUGUUGCCAACCGCUGUAGGUGGUACCGUUGCCGUUGCCCGUGCACGGGAGCCUAGAAAUCUUGAACAAGAGAAGGAUCAGCUUCUAAGGAACCCUGCUUCUACAUAUAACAAUGUAACUUUACAACAGAGAGAGGUCAGUCGACCUGAUACUUUUUUUCUCAGUGAAAAAGAGUACCGCACUUAUGGGCUCAGAGGUCCCCGUGAAAUGCAGACUGAGGUGUCUCCUAUGGUAAGUACUAAUCAAGCUGUUGAAGUGGCAUAUAAUCUUUAUAAUGAAAGCACCACAUCAUUGGUAAAUCGAUAUCUUUCGCUGCCACCAACGACAACAACACCACCUGCCAGAUUACAUCCUCCUAGAAAUUAUCUAAACUCCACAAGUGGAUCAGCAACUCAUCUGGGAAGAAUAAUUCCUGAUGAAGAAAGAUCAUAUACAUCAUAUGCUCCUCGUGAACUUUCUGAAUACAAUCAAAGACCGCUUUUGACACAAGCUUCCCUGGAACCAUCUGAAUACAAUCAGAGAUACCACCUCCUUGGCGGCGAGACCAAAUACAUGUCCACAACAGUCUCAAACCGCUAUUCUUUUGGAGGACCCUCUGUCACACGCCGCUGAAUGAAUCUCUGCACUCAUCUCGUUACCUUCAUAAAAUUAUGCUUUUAACGGGUACAUCCUGCACUCUCAAGCUUUCCUGUGCGGAUCAAGAUUUAACAAAAGAGUUGUAACUCUGCAUAAAUUCUCUUUAUUUUACUUUAUUUUUGUGUACUUGGAGUCUAGACUCCUAAAACCUGUCUAGGAGAAGAAUGCUUGAUCAACUUUUGAGAGGAUGUGGCGUACUUCUUAUGCUAAGAUUUUGCAUGCUGAUUGAUUAGUCUUGUGGGUCUGUUCUUGUCUGAAUCAAUUCCAAAGCACUACUUUCCUUCCCGUCAGGAUUAAAUCUAUCCUUUCUGUUCAAUCUGAGAUGUUCUAUCAGUUUGCUUUAUUUCCAUGUAUUUGUAAUCAGUCUUAAUUCAGGAUGGAAGUUCCAAGAGUAAAGAGUACAUUUCUAACACUUCAAGUAACAUUUUUAGCUAA
This is a messenger RNA of Olea europaea var. sylvestris, 2477 nucleotides long. RefSeq lists its product as uncharacterized. The transcript is spliced from 4 exons. The record is from RefSeq and is a predicted model, not a curated record. The coding region runs from base 276 to 2018 and encodes 580 amino acids. Lineage: Eukaryota; Viridiplantae; Streptophyta; Magnoliopsida; Lamiales; Oleaceae.